Linum tenue is the source of this 399-nucleotide messenger RNA. The record is from the annotation of a GenBank genome assembly. Lineage: Eukaryota; Viridiplantae; Streptophyta; Magnoliopsida; Malpighiales; Linaceae.
AUGUUUAAUGAUGCGUUGUUAUCGAAAUGGCCGUGGAAGUUCGCGGCGGAGAGGGGAAGUUGGUGGCGGGAAUUGGUUAACUAUAAGUAUCUGAAUCAAGUCUCUUGUUGGCAGACUAGAAGGACAAGAGGAGGUUUUUCCAUGUCGGUGUGGGCGAACAUCAAUAAAGAGUAUGAUCAGUUCUGGAAAUUUGUUGUCAUUGAUCCGGGUCAUGGUACUCAAGUCUCCUUCUGGCAUGAUUGUUGGAUCCCUGGGACCGUGCUGGUUGCGUCGCUGCUGCUGUCCUUGACCCAGAAGUUCUACUUUCCGACACUACGAGAAUCAAUGAUGGAGAAAGAAUUGAACAGUGGUUCGAUGGCUGUAUCCGUCAUGCCAUUUGGGGUGGCUUUGUACACCUAG